AUGUCCCAUCGGCAGCACCGGCAGCAUCGCGCACAGUCGAAUGCGUCGGCAACAUCUACCGCGCCCACCACAUCCUCGUCCCUCAGCCGCCCGCCACCCGCCCUCCGAGGGCCAGCAUCGCGCCUCACGCCGCGCGCGUCCCACCCGCACGUCUCGCUCGUGUUUGCGCGCGGCGACGCCGCUGUCCCAGCCGGCCCGCCAAGCCUCCGCCGCAUAGCCAACGGCGCCAGCCCGUCCGAGGAGGCCCUCUCGCGCCAGCUCGACCGCGACGGCGCCGGCGAGAGACUCGGCCUGCGCUCACGCCGAUCGUCCACCGCGACCCUGGCGUCCGUGAGGACAGAGUACAACGCCAGCGUUGUCGCGCUUGGAGUCACCAGCCCCGCGGUUUUGGAAGAGGAAGAGCCGGUCGCCGGCCCCUCCCGCCUCGGAGCAAGCUCCACCAUCCCGUCGCGAUCCCCAUCGCCGGCGCCUUCGUUACCUGGACUCCCUAUUGACCAGUUCCACUCGCUCCUUCCCCGCCCGUCACUCGGCGGCACAGCGUCCGGUACGUCGACGCCUCAGCGCCGGCUCAACCCCAAGAGCUCGAGCACGUGGAGACGCUGGAACCCACCGACACCGUCCUUCCCAAAGUCAAAGUCGAGAGACACGAGCCGAGAUCGUAGAGGAUCAGUCGCGUCGCAGCAGCGGCCAGAUAACACUGUUGCGCCGCGACCGCUACCAGAUAGCACGCCCGUGGUUGCGCCGAACGCCGAUCAACCUGAAACCGCACCAGCCUCCGCGGUCGAAGACAUCGCCGCGGUUCCCAUUGCUCAACGUGCAAUUAUCCCACCCGCCGCCACUGCAUCUGUUAAACCUGAAGAUAUCCCACCCCCAGCAUCAAUGGACGAGGCUGAACCGCAAGCCCAAGUCGACCCUGUGGUCGAUACGUCGGCACUAAAGGCUGCACCUCCACCUGUCCCUGCCCCGGACGCGCCAGCCGCUAGACGGGCACCAGCGCCCAAGGUUAUCGAGGCUGCGCCGCUCACCGCUGAGCCAGAGGCAGUGGCAGUAGAGGAAGUCGCCGCGCCAGCGCCAGUCCCACUCGCGUCCUCGCCACCGUCUCUGAACGGUUCCGCCCACGCCCCGUUGACAAAGGUCAAAACCAACGCCAGCGAGGACACGAAUGGGAGUGGCAAACGGCGAAAGCUCUCAUCAAACGUGGUCCAAGAGCCAACACGGCCACCCUCUGUCGCCGCUGUUGCUGACGUACCGCCCGAACCCACGGCUUCGGCAGUCCCUGCCGCACCCUCAGAAGCUUCGAAUGCCUCGCACACAUCGAACGACGGAGUUCUUGUCACACGCGACGAACCCGCCGUGCCCACAGUCAAUGCCGUCGCCGUUGCAACACAGUCCGCUCAAACCGGCUGGGGCUCAUACCUCGUAUCUUUUGUCUACUCUGGUUCGUCCCAGCCAGCCCAGACGACAGACAAAGCUCCAAGUAUCAAGGCCCCAAGCACCAGGGAACCAAGCACAACAUCCACACACCACGUUGUUGAGCCCACAGACCCGGUGACUGACCAGAAGCCCGUCCAUUCUGUGGAGCUCGCCCAGCCGGUGCCCUCGGUCGAGAAGACGCAGCCGACACAGCCUUCCGCCCAGCUCAUUGAGCCGCCGACGCCGAGGCCCACACCGCAGCCCACUACCUUGAUCGAUGCCGACACAGCAGAGCCUUCGGCUUCAGCCAUCACCACAUCACCGCCGCAGCAGCCCAAGCUGGCGACAUCGUCCUCGUCGACCGGCUGGCUCCAGUACCUCGCAUUCCGCGCCAGCCAGAAGAAGAUUACAGGAUCGACCUUGGGCUCGGAAAGAGACGGUAGGCGCAGCGGAGAGACUGUCCGCGAAGAGGUCAUGGACUUGGAUGGCGACCCCAACUUUCCUCCGGCCGAGGUUGUGCCACCACCAGCCGCGACACAGCCAGCCCCAGCGCUCCUACCUCCUAUCACCACUGUGAAGGAUCCCAAGGUGGACACCAAGACGGCCAACGGCAGCGCCGCUGUUGCAUCUGCAAACUCGACUCAGCGCCUCACACACAAGCGAUCGCAGAACCUUGCGCCCCAGACACAGGCCAGACGCCAGUCCAAUGCAUCGUCCUCGGCGAGCAUUCCCCCGAUGCCCCCGUCCCCACGGACGACGGCUAGUGGGGCUGCUCAGCAGCCUGUCAAGACGAGCACGUCGUUGCCUCCUCCGCCAAAGCCUCCUUCUCGGCAGCCGAGCCUCGUCAUUCCAAGCUUUACGUCGACGUUUGACCGCCCACCACGAUCGUUCCUCCCUCGCCAGCGCAACACUGCGGCUGGCGUCGCUGCCUCCACCUGGCGCGCGUUUGGCGCCGUCAGCAGCUAUGUUGUUGGCGACAAGACCGAAUCUCCUGAGGAGACGCGCGGGAAGAAGGAGGGCCGCGACGUCGGCAGCGACCUCCCUCGCCGAAUCGGACUCUUGGGCACGGGUAACCCAGACGACGGGUGGAAGAAUGUCAAGCGUAUCGCGGUCAUUGGUGUCCACGGCUGGUUCCCGGCGAGGAUGCUCAACACUGUUAUUGGCGAGCCCACCGGCACGUCGGUCAAGUUUGCGACCAUGAUGGGCGAAGCCGUCAAGCAGUUCUUCCAGGAACACAAUGUCGAUGAGCAUGACAUUCGCCUCACCCUCAUCCCUCUCGAAGGUGAAGGCACAAUCGAGCACCGUGUCGACAAACUCUACAAGGCGUACUUGUCCAACCCCGCGUGGAUCAACGACGUUCGCCGAGCCGACGCAGUCUUGUUUGCAGCCCACUCGCAGGGCUGUAUUGUGACGACGCAUCUCAUCUCACGCAUGAUCGCCCAGGGCCACAUUCGCACGCCUCUGAACAAGGACGCAAUCGCCAGAUGCGAGUGGGCCUUUGGACCUAUCGCCAUUGUGCCUGACGAAGCCUCACGCAAGGGCCGCCGGCUCGCCGAGCGGCUAUCGGGUGCCGAGGGAGGACGGCAAAAGGUCGCCAUGCUCGCCAUGUGUGGCGUGCACCUCGGACCGCUCUACUCGAUCAGCACGUCCAACGUCAUCCAACCCUACCUCCAGUGGUUUGAGAAUGCUGCGGCUCGAGAGCUGUUCGAGUUCCAGGACUCGAACUCGGCCGUUAGCCAGGCCUACCAACGCGCUCUGUCCAUGAUCCUGGAGAACGAAGUCAAGAUCCUCCUCCUGUCCUCCAUCAAUGACCAGGUAGUACCGAUCUACGGCGCGUCCUUCUCCACAGCCAACCACCCGAACCUGCUACGCGCGCUCUUUGUCGACGGCGCCUCGUACUCGGCUUCCGACUUUAUGACCAACCUCAUCUGCUUUGCGUUCAUGCUUCGCAACGCGGGCAUUGACGACCAGAGAUUGGUCGAACACCUGUCUGAAGCCACGGCUGGGUCGCUCACCGGUGUCGGCCACUCGAGCCCGUACGAGGAACUCGCCUGCUACCGCCUAGCUGUCGAUUACCUCUUCUACGCCGGGCCCGCAGCGCACCCACUUCCCCCGCUCGAGGUCGAGACGUUUGCAGCCCGUGACGCGCGCAAUGACUUUGAGCUCCCGUGGAUUAUGCGUGCGAUUGUGGACAGCCCCGAGGUCAAGGAUCUCUUCCCGGAGGAGCUCAAAGACCUCCGAGAGAGCAUCCUGGCGUGGAAGCCCCAGACCAAGAUCCUGCGGGAGAUCAAGAAGCGCCUCGAGCCGAUGGCGGGCAGGCAGCGUUUGCGCCCCCUCGCCACCUCCAACUCGUCAACCUCGCUGUCCAGCAUGGCAGACACUACACCCAAGCCCGCAAGCAAAGCCCCACAGAGCCGCUUAAGAACAAGCGAGUAGGCGCUUCUCCUGUAUAGUAUCCGACGUCAGCAUACACACUCCUGCAUUACUACCUGUUGCUCCCUCACUCUCUAUCACCAUUUUGUACGUCGUAGAUCCUACAUGCAAACGCAUUGUGCCGCAUAGA
This is a messenger RNA of Vanrija pseudolonga, 3976 nucleotides long. RefSeq lists its product with no specific name. The record is from RefSeq and is a predicted model, not a curated record. Bases 1 to 3849 code for a protein of 1282 amino acids. The transcript has 4 exons. NCBI's taxonomy places the organism in Eukaryota, Fungi, Basidiomycota, Tremellomycetes, Trichosporonales, Trichosporonaceae.